AUAGCGACCCCGUCGCGUUCCGACCCGACCAGAGCACCCGACCCCACCCAGAAGAAGGAAAAAAAAAAUCCGAUCGGGCCUCGCCGCGCGCGCCGGCCACCGCCACCGCCACCGCUACCACGAGCGCCAUACUCCCCUCCCUCCUCGCCACCGUCGGCUCCCUCGCCACAGGCGCCGUCGCGGCGCUCGCGGCGGCGGGGGCGCACGCGGGGUCCCUCCCCCGCGCCCGCUCGGUGGCGUCGGUAGCGGCGGCGGCGGCCAUGUCGACGGCCCGCGUCUACGCCGACGUGAACGUGCACCGCCCCAGGGAGUACUGGGACUACGAGGCCCUCGCCGUCGAAUGGGGUGAGCAGGAUGAUUACGAGGUUGUGCGAAAGGUAGGCAGAGGGAAAUACAGUGAAGUCUUCGAAGGAAUUAAUGUGACAAAUGAUGAGCGCUGCAUCAUUAAAAUUCUCAAGCCUGUUAAGAAAAAGAAGAUAAAGAGGGAAAUAAAAAUUCUUCAGAACCUCUGUGGUGGUCCAAAUAUUGUCAAACUUCACAAUAUUGUCAGAGAUCAACAAUCAAAAACUCCAAGUUUGAUAUUUGAAUAUGUAAACAGCACAGAUUUCAAAGUUCUGUAUCCAACAUUGACAGACUAUGAUAUUCGAUUCUACAUUUAUGAACUUCUUAAGGCAUUGGAUUACUGUCAUUCUCAAGGAAUUAUGCACCGCGAUGUCAAGCCUCACAAUGUUAUGAUUGACCAUGAACUCCGCAAGCUUCGCUUAAUUGAUUGGGGACUUGCUGAGUUUUAUUUUCCAGAGAAAGAGUACAAUGUUCGGGUUGCCUCAAGAUACUUCAAAGGGCCUGAAUUGCUGGUUGACUUCCAAAGUUAUGACUACUCUUUAGACAUGUGGAGCCUUGGCUGUAUGUUUGCUGGAAUGAUAUUUCGCAAGGAACCAUUCUUCUAUGGCCACGAUAACCAUGACCAGCUUGUCAAAAUAGCCAAGGUUCUAGGUACAGACCAGCUUAAUGCUUACCUGAAUAAAUACAGGAUUGCACUUGAUCCCCAGCUUGAGGCUCUGAUUGGGAGGCAUACCAGGAAACCUUGGUCUAAGUUUAUAAAUCCAGAAAAUAGGCAUCUUGUCUCUCCAGAGGCUAUUGAUUUUCUUGAUAAACUUAUUCGCUUCGACCACCAUGACAGGCUGACCGCUCGUGAAGCUAUGGCGCAUCCCUACUUUGAACAAGUGAGGGCAGCAGAAGACUGCAGAAUGAGAACGUAACAUGAACGGAACGCCAUCUGCUGCUGUUGGAUUGCACUGGAAAUCUGUUGCAGAUUUGCUCCUUUGUUUUAUUCUAUUCUACUGAGGCAACGCAAAAGUUGUAGCAUGUUGCGCCUUAGGUCCGCUUGCUGCUGAGCGGUGCCUAACAUCCUUAAAUUUUGAAACACAUCAUAAAGUGCCGAGUCUAUAAAUCAGAUUAUCAGAGAUAAUCUCUUUUCAAAAAAGAUUCAGAGAUAA
Molecule: messenger RNA, 1496 nt
Organism: Oryza sativa Japonica Group (Japanese rice)
Lineage: Eukaryota; Viridiplantae; Streptophyta; Magnoliopsida; Poales; Poaceae
Product: casein kinase II subunit alpha-2-like
Biological process (GO): peptidyl-serine phosphorylation; regulation of cell cycle; peptidyl-threonine phosphorylation
Cellular component (GO): cytosol; protein kinase CK2 complex; nucleus
Molecular function (GO): ATP binding; protein serine/threonine kinase activity
Source: RefSeq, a predicted model, not a curated record